AUGGCGGGCAAAUUCCCAGGGGCCAGCCCCGAGCAGCAAGUCUCAAGGAUUGUCGCUGUGAUAUGUGUAACAGCGCACGCUCGGAUCCAGCCGUACCCCUGCCCGCGCGGCCAAUGGGCUUUGCCCAGAUCGCUCUUGCGUGAGGCCCCACCUUGUGACGCUAGCGUCGCCGGGGUAGAGGAGGCGUGUCGCCGGUGCGGCCACGGAAGCCGGGAGGAAAACACCAGACCGCGGACGGAGGGCCGGAGUGGCGCCAUGGUCUACAUCUCGAAUGGUCAAGUUUUGGAUAGCCGGAAUCGGUCACUAUGGAGUUUAUCGUUUAUAACAGAUCUCUUUUGGGGAAUUGCUGACUUUGUGAUCAUGUUUUUCAAAAGUCUUCUUCAACAAGAUGUGAAAAGAAGAGGCUGCGUCAGCUCAUCUGAUUCCCGAUACGAUGAUGGAAGAGGGCCUCCAGGAAAUCCUCGCCGCAGAAUGGGCCGUAUAAAUCACAUGAAGGGCCCUAGCCCUCCUCCAAUGGCUGGUGGAUGAGGAAGGUAAACGCCUGCUCUGAGAAGCAGGCAAGGAGACACACCCUUCGUUCCACAAAGAAAAAGAAAUGCCAAGUAUUGACCUUGGAGGAACUUAGGGAUUUGUGUCUGAAAGAAUUGCUCUGUCUACACAGAUUAAUGAUGUUGUGCUGGGAACUCCCAUCUUACAGGAUCCAGUGUAACUGAUUGCAAUUGUAUAAAUGCACAUGUUCAUUAGCUCUCAUUUUGUAUAGUUCAUGAGAAUCCUAAUGUAGUUCUAAUAAGUAAAUAUUUUCAGCUUGUUAAACAUUGCCUUUAUUCAACAUUGUUUAAUAAUAUAUCAGUACCUGGAAGUUAACGGGGAAACCAUCACUACAAAUACUUUUUUUUUUUUUAAGUUCAGGAAAGACUUUUAAUUGGGCUGUGGAUGGUCAUUUUUCAUUUUCUUAAAUAUGUUCCAUUAUUUGCUUUAGUUUAUAAAUAAAUCCCAUGGCACUUUU
Messenger RNA from Monodelphis domestica (gray short-tailed opossum), 1006 nucleotides. RefSeq names its product selenoprotein K (gene SELENOK). Gene Ontology annotation, biological process: calcium ion transport; endoplasmic reticulum calcium ion homeostasis. Gene Ontology annotation, cellular component: endoplasmic reticulum membrane; Golgi apparatus. Lineage: Eukaryota; Metazoa; Chordata; Mammalia; Didelphimorphia; Didelphidae. The record is from RefSeq and is a predicted model, not a curated record.